GCGACGCGCCGCCGCAUGGAGCCCGCCGCCGGCUUCCUGUCCCAGCGCCCCUUCCCGCGCGCUGCCGCCCCGCCCUCGUCCCCCGCCGGGCCCGGGCCGCCUCGAAGUGCGGUGCCGGGACCUGAGCUGGAGGUGCUGGCCGGGGCACCGGCGCCGGACCCUGGGCGUCUCAUCACGGACCCGCGCAGCGGCCGCACCUACUUCAAAGGCCGCCUGUUGGGCAAGGGGGGCUUCGCUCGCUGCUACGAGGCCACUGACACAGAGACUGGCAGCGCCUACGCGGUCAAAGUCAUCCCGCAGAGCCGCGUCGCCAAGCCGCAUCAGCGCGAGAAGAUCCUAAACGAGAUUGAGCUGCACCGAGAUCUGCAGCACCGCCACAUCGUGCGUUUCUCACACCACUUUGAGGAUGCUGACAACAUAUACAUUUUCCUGGAGCUGUGCAGCCGAAAGUCCCUAGCCCACAUCUGGAAGGCCCGACACACCCUUUUGGAGCCAGAGGUGCGUUACUACCUAAGGCAGAUCCUUUCAGGCCUCAAGUACCUGCACCAGCGGGGGAUCUUGCACCGGGAUCUCAAGCUGGGAAAUUUUUUCAUCACUGAGAACAUGGAGCUGAAGGUGGGGGAUUUUGGACUGGCUGCCCGGUUGGAGCCCCCAGAGCAGAGGAAGAAGACCAUCUGUGGCACCCCCAACUAUGUGGCUCCAGAAGUGUUGCUGAGACAGGGCCAUGGCCCCGAGGCAGAUGUGUGGUCGCUGGGCUGUGUCAUGUAUACACUGCUGUGUGGGAGCCCCCCCUUUGAGACAGCUGACCUGAAGGAGACAUACCGCUGCAUCAAGCAGGUUCACUACACGCUGCCUGCUAGCCUUUCACUGCCUGCCCGGCAGCUCCUGACUGCCAUUCUACGGGCCUCGCCCCGAGACCGCCCCUCGAUCGACCAGAUCUUGCGCCAUGACUUCUUUACCAAGGGCUACACCCCUGACAAGCUUCCUGUCACUAGCUGCAUGACUGUCCCGGACCUGACACCCCCCAACCCGGCCAGGAGUCUCUUUGCCAAGGUUACCAAGAGCCUCUUUGGCAGGAAGAAGAACAAGAGCAAGAACCAUCCUGAGGAGCGGGACGAGGUCUCCUGUUUGGUGAGCGGCCUCGUGCGGACAUCCCUUGGCCAACAGGAUGCCAGGCCUGAGGCUCCAGCAGCCUCUGGUCCAGCCCCUGUCAGCCUGGUAGAGACAGCACCUGAAGACAGCUCACCCCGUGGGACGCUGGCAAGCAGUGGAGAUGGGUUUGAAGAAGGUCCAACUGUGGCCACAGUGGUGGAGUCAGCCCUCUGUGCUCUGAGAAACUGUGUGGCUUUCAUGCCUCCAGGUAAGGCUGGGGUCCAGGUCGUUGGAAUGAUGAUGGGAGUUAUUUGGCUGGCAGGCCAGGAACAGGUCUUCACUGCCUCCUUUCCCAUGACAGCGGAACAGAACCCGGCCCCCCUGGCACAGCCAGAGCCUCUGGUGUGGGUCAGCAAGUGGGUUGACUACUCCAACAAGUUUGGCUUUGGGUAUCAACUGUCCAGCCGCCGUGUGGCUGUGCUCUUCAAUGAUGGCACACACAUGGCCCUGUCAGCCAAUAGAAAGACUGUGCACUACAACCCCACCAGCACAAAGCACUUCUCCUUCUCUGUGGGCACUGUGCCCCGGGCCCUGCAGCCUCAGCUGGGUGUCCUGCGGUAUUUUGCCACCUAUAUGGAACAGCACCUCAUGAAGGGUGGAGAUCUGCCCAGUGUGGAAGAGGUGGAGGUGCCUGCCCCCCCAUUGCUGCUGCAGUGGGUCAAGACUGAUCAGGCCCUACUCAUGGUGUUUAGUGAUGGCACUGUCCAGGUAAGAGCCACUCCUAGCAUUGGGGGGAAGGUUUGGGAGACCCAGGGCGCUGGGAAAGAGACUGGUCCUGGAGCUGCGGCCCUGAUCAUGCUGCCCUCCUGUGCACAGGUGAACUUCUAUGGGGACCACACCAAGCUGAUCCUCAGUGGCUGGGAGCCUCUCCUUGUGACUUUUGUGUCCCGAAAUCGCAGUGCUUGUACUUACCUUGCUUCCCACCUUCGGCAGCUGGGCUGCUCCCCAGACCUACGGCAACGGCUCUGCUAUGCUCUGCACCUGCUCCGGGACCGCAGUCCUGCCUAGGGUCCAACCUGCAGAGCAGGCCUUGACCCAAGCCCUCAGUCCUGAGGCCUGUGCCUGUGAGGCCUGGACCCUUGCCUUUGUGGCCCUCCCCCUCCCUUUGGUGCCUCACUGGGGGCUCUGGGCUGAAUACCGCAGGGAAUCAGGGACCAGCUUUACUGGGGUUGGUGGCUGCCUGUCCUGGCCCGUGCCUGUCCCUUCUCCAAGAAAAGCCUGAGCCUUAGCCCCCAGCUAGGGGGCAUUAUAUUUAUAGACCACUUUUAUUUAUUAACAGACGUUUAUUUAUUGGGAUAGGAGCCCCGGGGAGGGCCUCCUCCUGGGAAAAUAAACCGUUUUUGCAGAACUUGGAGACCUCCUCACUCACAAUAGAGCCCGUGGACUAUGGCCACAGCGAAGAGCGAGGCGUUGGUGAAGGUGGCUGAGGCCAGCCCGUCGCGUGUCGUGUCCCACAGCGCGCGGCUCACCACGCGCACGUCCUGGCCAGCGCGAGGCCCCAGCACCACGCUGCACACUAGCUUGUAGCGUGGAGGGCUCAACUCACGCAGGCGCAGGCGCACCUGGUCGCAGAGCUCCCGCGCCAGCGGCCCAGCCUCCGAGCCUGAGUAGCACACAUCGUACAGCUUUGCGGCCAGCGCCUCCUCAAGGGCGCUUUGUGCACGCGCAGUCUGCCAGCGCUCCCCAGGCAAGGGCUCCAUGCGGUAUGACGGCGCCACCCGGCGGGCAGGCACCAGGGGCAGCCCUGAGAAGCUGACCCGGGAACUUAGAGGGGGCACCGGGCCCAGGGAUGGUCGCCGACCCCCAGGACCCACGCCAGGCCCCACCAGCGAGUUGCGGCGUGAGAAGGACGUGCUCAGGCCCAACACAGAGCCACGAUGGGAGGCUGGGCUCAGACCAGGACCUGUGGGUCGAGCCUCAUCAAUGCUAGGCAGGCGGCCUAGGGGUCUCAGCGGUGGUGGUUUUGGCCCGGGGUCUUUGGCAGUCUUCUCUUCCUCCUGGAGUCGGGGGUGCAGAGGCCUGCCAGCCAUGGACCUGCCAACUGGAUAGACCCACACGUAGGCAGGAUGGCCUUCACUCCACUGGUCAUCUUCACACACUAUCUAGUCUCUGAUUCAGUGAUGUCAAGAGUUUUUACCCCUUACCUCUUUUUUAAGAAUCCUUGGUGCUGCAGUGGUUAAAUGCUUGGCUGCUAACUGAGAGGUUUUUGGUUCAAACCCA
Messenger RNA from Loxodonta africana (African savanna elephant), 3372 nucleotides. RefSeq names its product polo like kinase 3 (gene PLK3). Gene Ontology annotation, molecular function: protein serine/threonine kinase activity; ATP binding; protein binding. Gene Ontology annotation, biological process: Golgi disassembly; mitotic spindle organization; protein phosphorylation. NCBI's taxonomy places the organism in Eukaryota, Metazoa, Chordata, Mammalia, Proboscidea, Elephantidae. The record is from RefSeq and is a predicted model, not a curated record. Gene Ontology annotation, cellular component: cytoplasm; nucleus; kinetochore. The transcript has 13 exons. Bases 16 to 2160 code for a protein of 714 amino acids.